UUGUUUUCUGUCAUUCCUUUUGCUUUAUUGUAGUAUUGUAGUAUUGUUAGGGUCAAAUAGCUGAAUAUAACAACAUAAGACUAUAGAAUAGUAGUAGUUAAUAGUAGAAGGCACAAGUGUGGCUGCGUUGGGAGCAAAUCAGGGUUCGGGUUCAAGCAGCUGACUUACCCGGACUCUGCGCGAUCACGGCGACUCCCCCCAUCUGCCUCGCUGCCUGCGCCCUCUUCCUCUUUCUAUCUCGCUCUACUCCUUCCUUCUGCACACUCUACUUCCCCAUCACCGCACCGAUACAAUCAUGAAUCCUGAAUACGACUACUUGUUCAAACUGCUGUUGAUCGGCAACUCUGGUGUGGGCAAGUCUUGCCUGCUGCUGCGUUUUGCGGACGACACAUACACCGAGUCCUACAUAUCGACGAUCGGAGUCGAUUUCAAGAUCCGCACUAUCGAGCUGGAUGGAAAGACAGUCAAACUUCAGAUUUGGGACACGGCUGGACAAGAGCGAUUCCGCACAAUCACUGCGUCAUACUAUAGAGGUGCGCACGGAAUUAUAAUUGUGUACGAUGUGACGGACAUGGAGAGUUUCACGAACGUGAAGCAGUGGCUGCAGGAGAUUGACCGCUAUGCGACGGAGGGGGUGAACAAGUUAAUAGUGGGCAACAAGUCCGAUAUGGCGGACAAGAAGGUUGUGGAGCACACUGUUGCGAAGGAGUUUGCGGACAGUCUCAACAUUCCGUUUUUGGAGACGUCGGCGAAGAACGCGACGAACGUCGAGCAGGCGUUUUUGACGAUGGCGAGACAGAUUAAGGAGCGGAUGGGGACUGCGCCUGCGAGCAGUGGAAAGGGACAGGUGCGGAUUGGAGAGGGCGAGACAAUCAGACCUGGAGCUGCGGGAGGCUGCUGCUGAGUUUGUUUUAUAGUUUUUACCUAUUUCUAUUUUAAUAUUUGUUUUUGUUCUUUUUUGUUUUGAGAGGAGGAGAAGGAAGAGAAGAGAGGAUAAGAGAAGUGGAUGAUGAGUGAGCGCGGUAUACUCUUUUACUCUUCUUUUUUUUAUAAUCGAUUUGAUUUACAGAUUUAAGGUCAAUGUGUAAUUUUGCUUUGUCUUUUAUGAUUUGUUAUAAGCACCU
Molecule: messenger RNA, 1124 nt
Organism: Myxozyma melibiosi
Lineage: Eukaryota; Fungi; Ascomycota; Lipomycetes; Lipomycetales; Lipomycetaceae
Product: GTP-binding protein ypt1
Exons: 3
Coding region: 296-904 (202 amino acids)
Biological process (GO): vesicle-mediated transport
Molecular function (GO): GTP binding; GTPase activity
Source: RefSeq, a predicted model, not a curated record